This is a messenger RNA of Oldenlandia corymbosa var. corymbosa, 876 nucleotides long. NCBI's taxonomy places the organism in Eukaryota, Viridiplantae, Streptophyta, Magnoliopsida, Gentianales, Rubiaceae. The record is from the annotation of a GenBank genome assembly.
AUGGAAGACCCAAAUCUGGAGAGAUACAGAGUCAUGGUUCUUGAUGAAGCUCAUCAACGAAGUCUGGCUACUGAUGUUCUGUUUGCUUUACUCAAGAAAGUGAUGAAACAAAGACCAGAUUUAAAGCUGGUAGUUAUGAGUGAUACUAUUGAAGCGGCGGAGUUAAUUCAGAGCUAUUUCGAUGGUUCAGCACUCAUGAAAAUCCCUAGUAGAAUCCAUGUUACUGAGUCUCCUGGUGAUAUACUCGGUAAGAAAUUCUUACCUGAGAAGAAGGGAUUGAGGAUGCAUAAAAUUUUUGAACCUGAAUCAACCCCGGUUAUGGAAGGGGGCCCGGCUGGUAGGAAGAUUUUUGUCGCCACAAACAUUGCAGAAACUUCAUUAACCAUUGAUGGAAUAGUUUAUGUUGUAGAUUCCGGUUUGUCGAAGUACAAUGUAUACAAUCCUCUGAAUCAGGUAAUAUCGAUCCGGUCUGGCUGGAAGGAUCCGCCCUGUGAAGAAAGUUUUGGAGGUUUUGUAUUACUUGGCCUCACAAAGACAGGUGAAAUGAUGAGUGAAUUUCCCUUGGACGCUCAGGCAAAAUGUGAAAUGAUCCCGGAAUUCAACUGCUCCAAUGAGAUUCUUUCAAUAUGUGUUAUGCUUUCGGUACCAAAGGCGGAAAAAGUAGCAGAUGAUCAUGGAGCAAAGGCUUGUUAUGGUCACAUUGAUGGUGAUCAUCUCACCCUGUUGAAUGUGUACCAUGCAUACAAACAGAACAAGGGCGAUCCGCGAUGGUGUUUCGAGAAAUUUAUCAAUCACAGAUCACUUAAGUUAGCAGACAAUGUGAGACAACAGCUUGCUGGAACCUCAAGUUAUGCAGUACAAGGUCAACAGUAUUGA